UUUCCUCUUCUUUUUACUUAUACUUCCCUACGAUACCUUUUGUAUACUCCUCUGGUCAAACAGCUGCAUUCAAAAGAUAUCAAACUACAUACGCGAAACCCUCCCAAAAAAAAAAACAACAUCAAACCUUUUAUUAACUUAGAAUUACUACAGCCAUUCACCCCACGCAAUGAGAUUAUCUAGAGCUGUUGCUAUUUCCAUCUUGACCUCCUUGGGUGUUCAAGGUUUGGUCCUCCCAUCCAUCGGUGACGUUAUUGACGUUUUUGGUGGUGUCGAAAAGAUCUCUGACAAGAUUAAUGAAAAGUUAGAACCCCUCAAGGAAGCUGCCCAUGACGCUGCUCAACAUUUAGGUAUGCAAUUAUCUGACGCUUUGGCUCCAAUCGUCAACAUUGACUCUACUAGAGACAUUAUUCCUCAUAGAUAUAUCAUCGUUCUUAACGAUGAUGUCAAACCCGAAGAAGCUUCCUUCCAUCAAGAAUGGGUUGCUUUGACUCAUGCCAACUCUCUUAACAAUGUUGAAAAGGACCAUCCAUUCUUUGCUUCCACUCAAGAUUUUAAGACUGAAGGUGGUAUCAUUGACAGUUUUAGAAUUGACAGUUUGUUGAAUGGUUACUAUGGUUACUUUUUGGAUGAAACCAUCGAGUUGAUUAGAAAGAACCCCUUGGUUAAGUUUGUUGAACGUGAUUCUUUGGUCCAUGCCAAUGAAUUCCAAGCUGAUAAAGGUGCUCCUUGGGGUUUGGCUAGGGUUUCUCAUAGACAACCAUUGAGCUUAAGCUCAUUUGACCAAUAUUUGUAUGACAAUGAGGGUGGUAAAGGUGUUACUGCUUAUGUCAUUGACACUGGUGUUCAUGUCAACCAUGUUGAAUUUGGUGGCAGAGCCACCUGGGGUUCUACUAUCCCAACUGGUGACUCUGACACUGAUGGUAAUGGUCACGGUACCCAUUGUGCCGGUACCAUUGGUUCCAAUGCAUACGGUGUCGCCAAGAAGGCUGAUAUCGUUGCCGUUAAGGUUUUAAGAUCCAACGGUUCUGGAUCCAUGUCUGAUGUCGUCAAGGGUGUUGAAUUUGCUGCCACUUCGCACCAAAACGCCGUCAAGCAAAGCAAGAAGGGAUUCAAGGGUUCUACUGCUAAUAUGUCCCUUGGGGGUGGUAAAUCUCCUGCCUUAGAUUUGGCUGUUAAUGCUGCUGUCAAGGCUGGUCUUCAUUUUGCCGUUGCUGCCGGUAACGAAAACCAAGAUGCUUGUAACACUUCUCCAGCCUCGGCAGAAAAUGCCAUCACUGUUGGUGCUUCCACCAUUAGUGACUCUAGAGCUUAUUUCUCCAACUACGGUAAGUGUGUCGAUAUUUUCGCUCCAGGUUUGAAUAUCUUGUCUACUUAUAUUGGUUCUGAUAGUUCUACUGCCUACUUGUCUGGUACAUCUAUGGCUUCUCCACACAUUUGUGGUUUGUUGACUUAUUACCUUUCCUUGCAACCAGAUUCUGAUUCUGAAUUCUUUGUUGCUGCCGACAGUGUUUCGCCAAAUCAAUUGAAGAAGAAUUUGAUUGCUUAUGCCAGCACUGGUGUUCUUUCUGACAUUCCAGAAGACACUCCAAACAUUUUGGCAUUCAAUGGUGCUGGUCAAAACUUGACUGAUUUCUGGCAUGGAAAGUAAAAAGUGAUUUACCAAAAAGGUUUAUAGAUUCCGUUAGAAUUUUGAGUCUGAGAAUCAAAUAGUUUAUUAUUUGUUAAUUGUUUUACAUGAUGUUGCACAAAGUAUGUUGUUUUAUGAUUAUGAAGAGGUUAAACUAGGUGUCGUCGUCAUUGCCAUUAUCUUGUUGUUGUUGUUGUUUUUAUAUAUAUAGGCUGUUUCAUUGUUAAUUAUAAGUUUAAAAAUUUAGUUAAGUUUGUAGUGGAUAUUUCAUGUAAUAUCGGUGUAGAACCUUGACAACAGAACGAGCUUAUACAUCCUCGGAUAUUAGUUAUAUAGUUUGUAAUCAAACCACGUGCUACCAAGUGGCUUACUUGAUCGUGUGCAGGAAAAAAAACUGAGUUCGGCUCCAUUGAUUUUUUUCUUUGGUGGCGCUUAAAAAAAUUCAUGAUACUGAAUCGUCUUUCGUUUUGAUAUCGGCAAUAACUUCCAUUCAACC
Molecule: messenger RNA, 2126 nt
Organism: Spathaspora passalidarum NRRL Y-27907
Lineage: Eukaryota; Fungi; Ascomycota; Pichiomycetes; Serinales; Debaryomycetaceae
Product: proteinase B
Exons: 1
Coding region: 170-1651 (493 amino acids)
Biological process (GO): proteolysis
Molecular function (GO): serine-type endopeptidase activity
Source: RefSeq, a predicted model, not a curated record